Molecule: messenger RNA, 1731 nt
Organism: Carassius carassius (crucian carp)
Lineage: Eukaryota; Metazoa; Chordata; Actinopteri; Cypriniformes; Cyprinidae
Product: phosphatidylinositol N-acetylglucosaminyltransferase subunit C-like
Exons: 2
Coding region: 171-1052 (293 amino acids)
Biological process (GO): GPI anchor biosynthetic process
Cellular component (GO): membrane; glycosylphosphatidylinositol-N-acetylglucosaminyltransferase (GPI-GnT) complex
Source: RefSeq, a predicted model, not a curated record
GCACGACGCUCGUCAUUGGUUGGAGGCUGCGAGGGGAAGUCGGCAGAUGGCGCUCCUCACCUAACGCUACUAUCUCACUUUUGUUUUGGAGGUUCGUCACUUCCGGAUGUCAGAUGGAGUGACAGCAGCAGGUAAAGCGAGAAAACCCUGCUGUGUCGUUUUGACAGGUGAUGGGGGCAGACAGUGGCCCGGGAGCUCCUGCACCCGUCCCGUGGCGUAAAGUCCUGUAUGAACGGCAGCCCUUUCCAGACAAUUAUGUGGACUGCCGCUUUCUGGAGGAGCUGCGGCGCAACAUCCGUGUGCGUCAGUACCGUUACUGGGCGGUGGUGCGUGAAACGGGGCUCAUCGCGCAUCAGGUGUCCUGUGUGGCCCUCUUCCUCACGUUAUGGUCUUGUAUGGAGCGGGGAGCGCUGGUGCCGUCCGCGGUGCUCUGGGUCUGUCUAGCCUGUGCUCUGCUGGGAUACGGACUCUAUGAGAUCCUGGGAGGCUCUUGUGUUCGGGAGCGAACACGCCUUGCAGACCUGCAGAGCGCGACCAUCUUCCUGGCGUUUACUUUUGGGUUUUCACCAGUUUUAAAGACUCUGACCGAGUCGGUCAGUACAGAUACUGUUUACGCCAUGUCAGCUGUGAUGCUCCUGGCUCACUUGGUGUCCUUCCCGUAUGCUCAGCCCAGUCCCCCGGGCAGUCUUUCCCUCAACGCGGCUCUUUUCGGGUCGGUGUGUCUGGCGUCCCGGCUGCCUGGCGCCCUGCAUACCUUCACCAUGCUGAGCUGUGCCCUCCUGGUGUUCGCUCUGUGGCCGUGUCUGCUGCACCGCAUGCGGGAGAAGGUGGAGUGGAGCUUCCCGUGGGCGGCUGUGCUGGUGUGUCUGGCUGGAGUCGGGGGUCUGGGGAGCCUGUGGCCCGAGGGGGCUCUUUUCCUCUCGCUGGCUCUGUUAACAUUAACUUUAGUCUGUCCACUGUUGCUGGUUCACCUGCAGAGGCACAAGGACAACAUCCAUGGCCCUUGGGACGAGGCAGAGAUUAGAGAGGACCUGUCCUGCUUCCUGAAUUGAAACUGCCUACAGGGUUUUAAGACCGUUUUAAAUGAUGCUUUUGAUAGACUCCCUUCGGUGGGAUGGGUUUGAGAGUCUUUUGCACGUUUCCUAAAAGGAUAGCUAGUUCACCUAAAAAUUAAUAAUCUGUCAUCAUUUACUCCCCUGAAGUUGUUACAGACCUGUACGUGUUCCUUUCUUCUGUGGAACAUGAAAGAAAAUGUUUUGAAGAAUAUUGGUAACAGUUUUUGUUACAUUGGCUUCCAAAAAACACAGGCAUUUCUUAAAAUAUAUACUUUUGUGUUCUGCAGAAGAAAGUCUUGCAGGUUGGAAAUAAAAAACAAGAGUGUGAGUAAAUGAUGACAGAAUUGAUAUGUUUGGGUAAGCUAUGCCUUUAAGCUCAGGGAAGAAUUUCAUGUUGCCAAUAUAAAAUACAACUAAACUAUUAAAUGGGUAAACCUCAUGAAAACAUGUCCAGGUCAUGCUUGAAAAAAAAAACAAAGCCCUAAAGAUCUCAAUGGUCAUAAAACAGAUGCAGACCUUUUUUAGGUAAAAAAAAAAAUAUGAUUUUGAUUUUAGGGUAUGAUCCAGACAUGUGUUGUGAUAUUCAGAUCAUUUAUUUGGGAGUAGGGAGGUCUUUUUAACAGUAUUGAUAUAAAUGUGCAUAUUCUUGAAUUGCUCGAUUAAAAAGUUGAAAUUG